GGCUCUCACACAGAUUCCCAGCAGGAGCUGGCUCAGGAGCCUCCUGCUGUGUCUAGGAGGUGGGGGUGGGGGUUGCAGCUCCUCCCGGUCUCUCCUUGUUUGGGUCGGAAACACUGGGCUCGGGAUUUGCGGACAGUUCGCGGUUUGCCGCGGGACGGGACAGAGCGGAGAGCGGCCGCCGGGACCCAGCACCAUGACCGGGAGCAUCACAGAUACCAGUUUUCAGCCAAUUCGAUUCACUCCAGGUGAUAUCAAGAAACAGUCGGAGACACUGGACACUGCAAAGGCUAUGGGCCCUGACAACAUUCCGGCAACAGCACUGAAGACUUGUGCUGCAGAACUGUACUAUUCCCGUACAGUUACAACAAUGUAACAUGGCAGAUGCACUGGCCAGUGCCACAUGUGGGCGUUGCCACUCUCACUUUGACCCCUCGGAGCGCAUUGUCAACAGCAACGGGGAACUCUACCACGAGGAGUGCUUCGUCUGCGCCCAGUGCUUCCGGCAGUUUCCGGGAGGAGUCUUCUACGAGUUUGAAGGUCGGAAGUAUUGUGAACACGACUUCCAGAUGCUGUUUGCACCGUGUUGUGGGCAAUGUGGGGAGUUCAUUAUUGGCCGUGUCAUCAAAGCAAUGAAUAAUAAUUGGCACCCAGACUGUUUCUGCUGUGAGAUUUGCUCGAUCGCUCUGGCCGACCUGGGUUUUGUCAAGAAUGCGGGCAGGCAUCUCUGCAGACCCUGUCACAACCGAGAGAAGGCAAAACGCCUUGGCCAGUACAUCUGUCAGAAAUGCCACCUCAUCAUCGACGAAGUGCCACUCAUGUACAAGAGUGAUGCUUACCACGCUGAUCAUUUCAACUGUACCCACUGUGGGAAGGAGCUGACAGCUGAGGCUCGAGAGCUGAAGGGGGAGCUGUACUGUCUUCCAUGCCAUGACAAAAUGGGUAUUCCAAUCUGCGGAGCAUGCCGUCGGCCAAUUGAGGGGCGAGUGGUUAAUGCUCUGGGCAAGCAGUGGCAUGUUGAGCACUUUGUUUGUGCAAAAUGUGAGAAGCCAUUUCUGGGGCACCAUCAUUUUGAACGGAAAGGACUGGCCUAUUGUGAGAAACACUACAACCAGCUGUUUGGAGAUGUUUGCUAUCAUUGUAACCACGUGAUUGAGGGAGAUGUGGUCUCAGCUCUGAACAAGACCUGGUGCGUUCACUGCUUCACCUGUUCCACCUGCAACACCAAGCUCACCCUGAAGAAUAAGUUUGUGGAAUUUGAGAUGAAGCCUGUCUGUAAGAUGUGCUACAAGAAGUUCCCUUUGGAGCUGAAGAAACGACUGAAGAAGAUGUCUGAGAAGGCUGGUCACAAAUGAGGCCCUCGGUCUCAAGAUCCAGUUGAUUCUGCAUGAUCUCUUCUGUGCUCCAUAGCAAAUGAUCGGUUGCAGUGGAUGGGAGAGGCCAGCGGGAGGCAGAUGGAUGAUUAACUGAAACUAACAUUUCAUAAUCAUUUUAUAUAUAGGCCAACAUUGUAUUUUUCAAGGGCUUUUCUUGAGGGCAACCUCUUGACUUUUGACAGUUACCUUUUGGUUUCUGGGGGCCCCCUUUUUCAUUCUAACCAACUCAUUUAGUCAGUGAUGCAAUCACGUUGUAACACCACCGCUAUGCUCGUGUUGAUGCACUGUGUAUCCAAGCCCCCUACAGAAACAGAGUUAGAAGAAUUCAUCAAUAUCCUCAGUAAUUGCUCACACUCCACCAAACCUCCAUCCCACUGUGUUUAAAUUGACACAACUAGCACUAGUUAGCAACAGACUUUGUUUACAAACGACCUGAUGUGCCACAAAAUAAAUGCUUCACAUUUCUCCCUCUGCUUUUAUCAGCAACGCUGGUAAACCCAUACCCUCUGCUUAUUGACCCUGAUGCUGAAGGCCUGUAUUAAAUCUGCCAUUACCCUUCCCUACUCUAGGCUGCUCCUGUCUCUCAGUGGAACUGAAGUCCCACAUCCCUGCUCCUAUUCUGGUAAAUCAAGCCACAGGGGAGAACCAGAGCAGUUCCCCACAGUGUCCAUUUGGGACAGUGGCUUUUCUCUGACCGUUUUGUCCGUGGUGGAAUUUUCCCUGGUAUCUGGGGUAUUUUCCCUGGGGGCAGCACGGUGGCUCAGUGGUUGGCAUCGCUGCCUCACAGCACCAGGGACCCUGGUUCAAUUCCAGACUCGGGUGACUGUCUGUGUGGAGUUUGCACAUUCUCCCCGUGUCUGUGCGCGUUUCUUCCCACAGUCCAAAGAUGUGCAGGUUAGGUGGAUUGGCCAUGCUAAGUUCCCUAUGAUGUCCAAGGAUAUGCAGGCUAGCAGAGGCAAUGGCCUGGUGGUAUAACUGCUGGACUGUUAAUCCGUAGACCCAGAUAAUGCCCUGGUCACUGGGUUCAAAUCCUGCCAAAACAGAUGAUAGAAUUUGGAUUCAAUAAAUGUCUCAAAUUAAGAGUCUAAUGACUUUGAAUCCAUUGCUAAAUGUUGAAAAAACCCAUCUGGUUCACCAGUGUCCUUUAGGGAAGGAAACUGCCAUCCUUACCUGGUCUGGCCUACAUGUGACUCCAGACCCACAGCAACGUGGUUGGCUCUUAACUGCCCUCUGGGCAAUUAGGGAUGGGCAAUAAACGCUGCCUGGCCAGUGAUGCCCUCAUCCCAUGAAUAAAUAUGAAAAAAGGUGGGUCCGCCAUGGGAAAUGCAGGGUUAUGGGGACAGAGUAGGGGGAUGGAUAUGGGCGGGGUGCUCCCCAAAAGGUUGGUGUCAACUCAGUGGGCCGAAUGGCCUGCUUCCACACUGUCGGGAUUCUGUGAUCUGGGGAACUUUUAGGGCAAGCAUGUUCACCACCCCCAUCUAUUUUGUUCCUUGCUUUACAUAGUAUGUUGGCGGGAAAUGAUUGUGCAGGUUAAUUAUUUGCAUAAUGCCUUUUAAUAAGCAUAAGGAUCAAAAUUCAAAUUUUGCCAACGCCAUUGAUAAUAGUACAGAUCCAAAAUUACAAGAUAACUUUAGCACUUCCGUCUGCUCUGAACUGUUAACCAGAGAUUCCCCCAUACACUGAUAACCCAAAUGCACUCCCCCCCAAAUUUUUUAACCCUUCAGAAAAUGUAGUGGUUACAAUAACUUGCAUUUGAGUAGCGCCCUUAACCUAGCCAAAAGUUCCACUUUUACCUGAGUUGCAGUGUCAGCAAUUUUUUGGGUUUGCUUUUUUUAAAUGGCUUGUCGGUGCUAAUUAACGUCCCCAUUUCUAAAUCAAAGAACAGUACAACACAGGAAUGGGCCCUUCAACCCUCCAAGCCUGUGACCUUUUGCCUUUUCAUACAAAAACUGUCCUCACUGGGGUCCAUAUUCCCUCUCUUCCCUUCCUAUUCAGGUUUCUGUCCAGGUGCUUUGUGAGUGCUGCUAUUUUGUCUGUCUUCGCCACCACCUCCUGCUUCGCACAUCUCUUUUAAAGCUCCCCUUGCCCCUACUUUGAACUUGAGUUCGACUUUACAUUGAUAACAACGUCUCUUUGGCUGGACGGGAAAUUGGACUGGAGCAUUGUGGGAGGAAGGGUUCCGGUGGGACCAAUGCAGUGGGAGUUGAUGCUGGAUAUAUAAUCCGUGACUCGGGGAAUAUUUAACUUGGAGGAUGUUUUACCCUGUGUCUAAUCUAUGCUAUACCAGAUGUGAGCUACCAAAUGGACCAGAGUAGAGGGAGCUCAGAUACGCUUCCUUUGGAAUGCCUAGCCUAUCAGUACAGAAGCAGCUACCCUGUGGGAUUAACUUUACCUGGCAGUGAGUCAAGGAGCUGAUUCACUGGAAGGUUAGUCUAACCUAUUGCUAACUUGGGAAGUCGCCAAACUGAAACAACUGGGACCACUUUGAACACAAUACUAAUAUCAACCUCGUAAAAGUCACAAAGCACAAUCCAGUCUCAAGUAGCUGCCCUGAGAAGUUUUGUGACAUUUCCAGACAGCUGUUAGGGAUUUGCUCUUUGGGUGAAAGGUGAUUUCCCCAGGGCCCAAAAGGGGAGAUUUAGCUGAAUGAGUAGAUCCAGAGAUUGUCCGUUGGCCUCGUGAAGUCUCUCUAUCUAACGAUUAGCCUGGGCUGAAAGGCACAGGCGAGCUGGUUAGAGUAUGAGCUAUGUGAUCCUGUGUGAGGCGUGAGGUAUCAUCCCGUUGACCCUGUCCUUCCUUCAGUUGGGUUCAAGCAACAAGCUGUUGUUUAGAAUUUGGUGAGAUGUGUGGCCUUUUCUGAACCACACAAACAAAGCAAUGCUUGGCUUCCCUGGGUUCCUUCAAACUAAAACCAACGCUCUCCCUCUUCCAGACCUACUGGAGAAUUAUAUUGUGAGAAGUCCAUGAAGGGGAAAUCUCCCUUUCAGAGUGAAGCGGGAUUCAUGAAGAUGGGAUUACGGGCUGUUAGAGAGUUUGCAGAAGCUUGGGCCGGUCCACCAGACAUUUAGGCUCAAACAACUGAGUUUCUUCACUCAGAGAGUGGUAAGGGCGUAGAAUGCCUUGCCUGCCAAUGUAGUUAACUCGGUCACAUUAGGGGCAUUUAAACAGUCCUUGGAUAAACAUAUGGAUGAUAAUGGGAUAGUGUAGGGGGAGGGGCUUAGAUUAGUUCACAGGUCGGCGCAACAUUGAGGGCUGAAGGGCCUGUUCUGCGCAGUAUUGUUCUAUGUUCUAAUAAGGUCUGAUCAAGGUCUUGAAACUCGCAAAAGUCCCUGGAUGAGGCAGUAGUGAGACAGCGUCCUCAUGGCCGGGGGAGAACUAGAGGAUGCAGACUUAAAGUGUUUGGUUAGAAGAACCAAAGAGCAACACGAGAGGAUACCUCUGAAUGCAGCGUGUAGUUAGGAUCUGGAAUUCACUGCUGGAUCAUGUUGCAGAGGCUGGGGCUUUUGAAAGGACUUUGGUUUGAGUUACAGCUGAGGGGAAGAAAUCUCUAAGGUUUUGGUGUAAGGUUUUUGGAAGAAAUCUGUCAGGAGCUGCAGGAGUUGGACAGUUGCCCAACUUGCUUUCUCAGGGGGCUAGCACUGAAUUGAAGGACCGAAUGGCCUCAUUCAGUGCACCAACCGUUCUAUUGCCAAGGUCCGGCCCACUUCCCAGGUAUGGAGGAAAGCAGCGAGUGUACCAUCAGGCACCGGGUUCCCAGGCCACUGAGGGAUCUCGGGACUGAAGUUCAAAGCAACUAAUGCACACUCCGUCCCACUCUGCGCCAACAAUGCUCACUCCCACUGGGUGGGGGCUCAGGCUGACACCCACUUCCCCAAGACAUUGCCACAUUCCACCUGAGUCCUGGUGGUGUUCGCCUGCGGCAGGCCUUGUAGCGAUGUCUUCCCCUUCCUCACUUGACAUCUACGUACGCCCCCUCUUCCCAGAAUGAAUGACUGGACGUGUCCAGCAUUGGGAGCCCCCACCAUGGUCCUAUCCUCGGCCAAAGGCGAUGGUGGGGGGGGGGUGCAAUUGUACGCACUCGAAGGCCAAUAUUAACAAUUUCAGCUGAGACAUCGCAGACUGGUGGCCCAGUGGAGUCUCAAGGACUGGCAGCUUUGAAGCUAGUGCCCUCCAUUUCUUCCCUUCUGUCAUCGGCUUCAUGUGUUGAAGGUGGAGAUGCUUCUUCCCCUGCGAUAGAGAAACCAAGCAACUUAACAACUGGCUAUUGUGUGUGCUGGAGAAACAAGUUACAUGCUGCAAUCCUCUUUUCUGCUCUUGUAACCAAAACGCCAAACAGCUUAGACAGCUCCGAGAUAAUGGGAACUGCAGAUGCUGGAGAAUCCGAGAUGACAAAGCAUGGGGCUGGACGAACGCAGCAGGCCAAGCAGCAUCCCAGGAGCACAAAAGCUGACGUUUCGGGCCUGGACCCUUCAGAUCCGGUGGGUGGGGGAGGUCUUUACGACCUCCAAGUGUUCACAGCGAUAAAGGAUAAAUAACUCUUGAGUCUUAACAAGAGGCACUUGUUUUAACCACAACGUGUACUUUAUUGCACGAUUGGCUAGAUACGAGGUACAUAGUGCGAGUAAUUAUUUGUAACUAGCAAAUCAGGGAUGACAUGCCUGACCGCACAGAAUCUGGUGCUCGAUUCCACCUUCUCCUGAUUGGAAGAUUGGUUGGUUUUUGACUUGUCUCCGGUUGUGACCUCGAUGGAACCCAUAAACGAUUGUUCCAUUGGAUGGCCUUUCCUUUCUGUGUGUUCUUUGUGGUAGUCCAUAUACUUGGAGAACCCUUACCCUCCCUUUGCAAAGGACCUCCUUCUUGGGGUUCUGUCACAUGGACAGCCAUGGGUUUUAUCUGCUCAAGCUCAGUCUCAGGUGACUGCUAGGUUUUGAACCACACAACAGGACGGUGAAAUAGGGGAAGGUGAGAACAGUUUGAUGUGUGGAUUAAGUGUGUCACACCGAUCCUUAUGUAGAUAAUUAAAAAAUACAGAACCAGCUCUUCCAGACAGGCCUGAGACUCCUCCUGGCCUCCAUCAUCUUAACCAAGCAACAUAUCCUGCCUGGCUAUGUAUCAUGUGAUUCUCCAUGUUCCUUCCUGAAUAGGGUGGCACAGUGGCUCAGUGGUUAGCACUGCAGCCUCACAGCGCCAGGGACCUGGGUUCGAUUCCAGCCUCAGGUGACUGUCUGUGUGGAGUUUGCACAUUCUCCCCGUGUCUGUGUGGGUUUCCUCCCACAGUCCAAAGAUGUUUAGGCUAGGUGGAUCAGCCAUGCUGAAUUGCCUGUCAUAUUCAGGGGUGUGUGGGUUAUAGGGGGAUGGGUCUGGGUGGGAUGCUUCAAGGGGUGGUGUGGACUUGUUGGGCCGAAGGGCCUGUUUCCACACUGCAGGGAAUCAAAUACAUUGAUGUUCCUCAGCCCGACUAUUUCUUUGGCUACAUGAUCCUUGUUCUACAUUCUGAAGUUCCUCUGCAAUUUCUUGUUGGAUUUUGUCUGAUGUUUAUAACUCCCUGAUUCCUCCUUAUGUGGAAAUAUUGUCGCCAUGGUGACCGUAUCAACGUCUCCGUCACACGGCCAGGAGACUUCACGGUUUCUGAAGGAACAACAGCUUGCUCAGUCUUUCCCAAUAUGCAUCACUUCACGUGUUAAAACUUAGGGAACGCUAGUGCCCUUUCUCCACAAUGCUCCCAUGUUGCUGGUUGAUUUAGAAUCGCGUAUGGCCCUCUCAAGCAGUUGACUGCAAUUGCACCUGUACAGCCUGGUUCGACAAGAUCCACGAUCUCAGGUGGUUUACGGUGACCCUGGUUAUACCGCAGGGAUUCCCGUUGGAAAUGUGUGCCUGUGUGAGCACACAUGGAAAUUGCGGAGACACAAUUUGAUGAGAUCUGGCCUGUGCUGUUGAAUCAUGGCGCUGGUCCGGGGGCCCCGAGGUCCAUGGGCAGUCUGUCCAAGAGAACAGCUGAGCGAAGUAAACUGGUAAAUGGAGGGAAACCUGAGUGAAUCACAUUCCUGGAAUCAUAGAACCCCUGUAGCGUGGGAAGAGGUCAUUCAGCCAAUUGAGUCUGCACCGACCCUCUGAAGGGUCAUUCAUUCCUGUGGUCAGCAUUGCGCAGUCUCUCUGGGGAUCAGAGUACAAGCAUCAGCCAGGAUUACCCUCCUCAGAUAAUUAUAUAGCAGUCCGAAGGCUGUCUGCGGAAAAGGUGGCUGUCGUCAUUUCUGGGCUUACCUCGAGAAGGACCGAGUGUUGUAAUGCGAGUAGGAGCUUUAUGUCAAACAGUGUAUAUUGCUGGAUAUAGUGAACAGCUGUAUAAAGGUCAUAUUACAAACUGUCUGUAGCUUUAUCCUGUUCUGUUUAUACAAUCUUAA
Molecule: messenger RNA, 7774 nt
Organism: Stegostoma tigrinum
Lineage: Eukaryota; Metazoa; Chordata; Chondrichthyes; Orectolobiformes; Stegostomatidae
Product: LIM and senescent cell antigen-like-containing domain protein 2
Exons: 11
Coding region: 375-1352 (325 amino acids)
Biological process (GO): cell-cell adhesion; positive regulation of integrin-mediated signaling pathway; cell-cell junction organization
Cellular component (GO): cell-cell junction; focal adhesion; cytoplasm
Source: RefSeq, a predicted model, not a curated record